This is a messenger RNA of Gastrolobium bilobum, 1054 nucleotides long. RefSeq names its product adenylyl-sulfate kinase 3-like. Lineage: Eukaryota; Viridiplantae; Streptophyta; Magnoliopsida; Fabales; Fabaceae. Bases 118 to 813 code for a protein of 231 amino acids. The record is from RefSeq and is a predicted model, not a curated record. The transcript has 7 exons. Gene Ontology annotation, biological process: sulfate assimilation. Gene Ontology annotation, molecular function: ATP binding; adenylylsulfate kinase activity.
UGUUCCGUCCCCCGUCAAGAAACGCUGUCGUCUCCGAAGGUAGGUUUUUUAAACCUAAAUCUGAACCAUGGUCGUGCUCCUGCUUCUGUCCUCAUUUUCAGAUCCAAGGAAGUGAAAAUGAACUCCAAUCGCCUCAAUGUCGGUGGUGACCCCCUCCACACCAAUGGCCAUGCCGGGAAACAUAUCAGCCAAUCGUCUACAAUUGAGAAUUCAACAAAUAUUCACUGGCACAGCUGUCCCGUCAAGAAAGAUGAUAGACAGAAGUUACUAGAUCAAAAAGGAUGCGUGAUAUGGAUCACUGGUCUAAGUGGCUCCGGGAAAAGCACUGUGGCUUGCGCUUUGAGUCGAAUCUUGCAUCAGAGGGGAAAAUUGACUUAUGUUCUUGAUGGGGACAAUGUUAGGCAUGGCUUGAAUAAAAACCUUGGAUUUAAAGCCGAAGACCGAGCCGAGAAUAUAAGGAGAGUUGGCGAGGUAGCAAAACUAUUUGCAGAUGCUGGAGUUAUUUGCCUUGCAAGCUUGAUAUCUCCCUAUAGAAGAGAUCGGGAUGCCUGCCGUGCACUGUUGCCAAAAGGAGAUUUUAUUGAGGUUUUCAUGGAUGUACCGCUUCAUAUUUGUGAAGCAAGAGAUCCCAAGGGCCUUUAUAAGCUUGCAAGGGCUGGACAGAUCAAAGGCUUUACAGGGAUUGAUGAUCCGUAUGAGGCACCGAUUAAUUCUGAGAUAGUGCUAAAACAUGGAGAACCACGUGCUUCCCCCACUGAGAUGGCAGAAAAAGUGGCUGUUUACUUGGAGGACAAAGGGUACCUUCGGGCGUAAGAUGGUGGUGCUCUUAUCCCUGGCCAGCAAAAUUUUGACUGUACUUUGCUUAACUACCAGUUUCUGCCGCAUUGAUGAAUGAUCAAUUAAUUAAUGCUACAUUUUGCUCCUUGCCUCCUCCCUCUCUUGAGCUUUCCCUUUUAUUUUUUAUUUUUUGGUAAUUAGAGUUUUCGCUUUUAGUCUUCAUUGUAAAUGAUAUUAUGAAAUUUGAUACGGAUAUAUUCUUUUUCACUGGCGCAGC